AAUGUGUCAUGGAUGUGUCCUCAUUGGUUAACAUGCUAGUGACGCCACGCACCCCCAGCUGACAACACCGGAGCCUCGGCAUGGGGGGUCCGGACCUUAAUGUCGGCUCGGUUUUACUCGGCAGCGUUUGAUAUUUCAUUGAUUUGGACCGAACCAAAGGGGGACAUUUUGGAGAUGCUUACACAGGAAAGUGACCCUAAUGGAAAAAGAUGGAUGUGUCUUGUGACUUAGGCUGAUGUAUGCCAUUAUGUGCUUUCAUUUUUAGCACUAUGAGUGCAGUGGACAUCAUCCCUCGUCCUCCAUCAGCAUGAUUGGAGCAUCCAGUCUCUCGGGGGACACCCUGAUUGCAUGCCACUUCCCGUUGCUUCCUCUCCCCGCCUGGCAGCUCCCUGUCCAGGCCCUCUGUGGGUCAACCAAGAGACCCGGCUUGUCGGGUCUGACCCGUGCGGCAUCGCUCCCAGAGCAGAGUACACUGCAUCAGGAGCACCCCAUCACUAAUAGUCGAAGACAUUUUUCCGGCACCUUUAGCAGUGUCAAUGAGGACCGGACGGAGGACGAGGAUGAGGAGGGCACCAGCGACUCAGCUUCAUCACCGGAAGAAGUGACUUUCAAGAAGGAAGAGGGUGGAGCUAGAGGUGGUCAGCGCUCACACAACUCCUUCCUUCCUAAUACAGAUGUGGAUGAAGAUGAUGACGACAGCGACGGAGAUAACCUUCACAAGUAUCACGAGGACUCGUCUUUUGUGUUGCAUGGGACUUCCAACUGGCUCGGGAGAGUCAGAGUCCGAUCCCCACACAGGAACCCAGACCAUGACGACUUGCUGCAAAAUAGCCAAUGUUCCUCAGAGCUUUUCCCAAAUAUUCAAACUGAGUGUACCAGCGACUCCUCCGGUGGCAGUUCUGACGGCAUCUUAGUCAACUUCUGCGCUAUGUACAACAGAAGCAACAACCCGGCGUCCGAGCCUUCUCCAUCAUCAGAUGGAUCUGUAGUCCUCAACCUCCAGCCUGUUUAUCCAAGUGAUGUUCUCCAACAAAGCACCCACAGUCCAUUGAGAGAAGACUGUCCCUGGUCACCUCAGGGUCUGGAGUCCAAUCGCAAUCACCCUCCCGGUCUCUCCUCUCUGGAAAUGUCCGACCUGGCUGCCUGCUUCCAAAGCCAAGACACCCUGGCGAUGGGGACCAAUCAGAAGUACUACAAGCUGGUGACUUGUGACCUAUCAUCCCAGUCUCCUGUCGCUUCCUGGUCCAAUGUCGCCGGCUGCCUUGAGGCUGAGAGCCCAAGCCAAAACGGUCUUAAUGCAAGAGGACAACAUUGUGAGGACAAAGAGGCUCACCCCCAAAUAUCGUGUUUGUUGUGCUUCAACCAUAAUUCUACAUGCCAAGAUGCUAGUGCUGCACCCACUCAGGGACCCAUCCUAAAGGACCAUGUUAAGGCUACUGAAAAGGGAACAACUUCAAUGCACUCCCAUAAACCACAAAGGCCAACGUCCCUACCCAUUCAGCCUAUAGUACUCGACCCCAGAGAUAGACCUCAGGCCCAGACCCAGCAGCUGGGCUGUCUCGUGGAGCGAUACAUGAAGCAGAAGAAUGACAAAAAGAACUCUUGUGCAGGAUUCAAAUCCUUUUCCAUCGUGAAGGCAUCAUCAUUAGCAGAUAGCUCCAUCUUCCUGGAGGCUUGCUCCAGCUCUGAUACCUGCUCCACCUGCACGCCCGGCUCAUCAGAUGCCCCCAAACCAGGACAUAUGUGGUCUCAGGCAAGCCAUAGUCCGAGGAAAUCUGAAAUCAAUCCAGGUCAAGAUAAAACAACUCCAACAAGCUCAGGAAAAACUGGUAAAAAGUUGAUACCAGGUGCCAAAUUUGUUCGAAUCCCUACCUACCAGGACCUUAUUAGCCUAACAACCCCUAAGGAUGCUCAGCCCCAAACUGAGAGUCUCUUUGAGUCCGCAUUAUCACAUUUGACACCCCAAAACAGUCAAGCAAACCCUAAUUCUCAGACAUCUCAGCCUCAAGAGGACGCCGUCUUCAGUUUAACGACUGCUUUCUCCACAGCAGUUCCUCUGAACUCUUUGGGUUCCCUGCUGUCCUUCACUGUAUCUGGUCUGCAUCCUCAUCAAACCUCUGAAGGGAUCAGCGAAAGCCAACCUCUGCUCCAGACAGAUGCCUGCUUUUCACCUGACACAUCUUAUGAGUCCUUGUCCAUCAGUCAUCUCCAAAGAAGAGGUUUGCUGAGGUCUGUGAGCACGGCAGUUGAUCUAAUCAUAGCUCAUUUUGGAAGCAGCAGAGACCCUGUAGAAAAGAUGCGUUUAGGUACCAGCUCUCUAAGUCCUAUGAUCGCCAGCCUGGUCUUGGAUCGCCUGUGUCCAGCUCUCCAAAAUGUUCUAGAGGACGGCCUCAGAGAUCAUAAACUGGAUGUCAUCGUUGGUCAGCGGCGUACCACAUCCUGGAGUGUCGUAGAAGUCUCCAUCAAGACUGGUCCAUCCAUGAAGGUUCUCCAUGGUUUGGUGUGUAAAAUCAUGCGGUUUCCGCAACUGAGCAGCAAUAGCAUGAAGCUGAGGGCCUUCCUCAUGGGAUUGCUGAACUUGAGAGCAUUGGAGUUCUGGCUCAGUCACCUGCACGGUCUAAAACAUGUGAUAACGGCAUACUACCACUGCUGGGGCUUCCUGUCCAUGUCGCUGGGUUGCUGUCAGCCGAUGUUUCAGGAGCUUAUGCUUCUUCUGCAGCCUCUUUCCGUUUUACCCUUUGAACUGGACUUGCUCCUGGAACCCAGGUUGUUACAUCACAGACCACAGGAGUGUGUUUCUCCUAUUCCGGUCUUCCCAGCGCUGUCUGUUAGCAGGAGGCCAACGGUAAUGCAGGUCAACAGGAGUCAGAUGGUGUUAGCGCCUGUUCCUGAGUGGCGAACCGAGGACCCGAGGGACUGUCAUCAUAAUGGUGGAGAUGGCAGGUCUCCAGUUUGUAGGAAAGAAAAUGGAACGGCUUCUAGUUCCGGCCUGCGCUGGGCCAAACUUUUCGGAGCAGCUUCCACCAGGCUUCAAACAAGUACAGAGAGUCACACUGCACCUCAACUCAAAGGGUGCCAUCGGCCAUCACAGUGGCUUUAUCUGGACGCUUGGCUCAGUCCAUCAGGUCAAUGAAGACACAAGACUUUAUUUUAAAAAAAUAAUCUCAACUUAGUUAAUGCAUGAUACAGUCAUUCUGCUGCACUGAUCACAGAAACAACAAGAGUCGCAGCUUUGGCACCAACUCACCAAGCAUUCCUGUAUUUAACCCUCUGGGCUUGAGGCAGCUAUUUAAAACAAGUUUACCAUCAAAUUUAUGUGCUUCGAAAGGUCAAAACUGGUGAUUCACAAAUGUUUAUGUUAGCAUUCAAACACUCAGGUGAGGAAUUCAAAGGCUAAUAUUCUUCUCAAUGAACAAUAUAGAAUGAAUGCUUAAAAUCAAACUACUAAACCUAUUUGUUUUUGUUUGAGAGGUAGCCAUAAUAAUGGCAAACAUUAGCAUAUUUAAGCUAAUUUUACAUAUUUCUGUCCUAAAUCGAGCAUUUUCCGAGCAUAAAAAUGGCUAAAUGAACUAAAACUACAAAUAUAAGGCAUUCAGAAGAUGCAUUCAAGUAAGUAUUUGAUAUGUAGUAUUCUUACUGGUCACUAGGUGUCAAUGAUGAGAUAAUAGCCACUGCAGGAAGUACUCUGUGUAACUUCCCCAAUGCUUUCCUGUGAAUGUCUAAUAAUGUAAAAAAAAAUACAUAUAUAGAAGGUUGUAAACAGGUUUUUUAUGCCCUAACUACAAAAAUAUUCUAUUAAUAAAUAAGUAAUCCUACUUUGUGGAAAUUCACUUUCCACGGUCAGGUCUAGAACCAAUUAACUGUGGUAAACGAGUGAUCACUUUAGUGUGAAUUUGAAAGUAACACAUAACCAAUUCAAAUAAAAAAAAUUUAAAUAAAACAGCAACUAAAUUAAGAGCAUUACGCUAAUGCUAACUUAAGCGCUUUAGCUACAUUUCAGUGUCACUUCGCUGUCAUUGUCAGAUCGUAUCGGAUUUGUUCCUCAUAGUUACAGGUAAAUAGUUGCAUUCUAUUAUUCAGAUGUUGCUUUAAAUUAAUUUAUUUUAAUUAUUUAUUUUGUAUAAAUUUAAAUUAAAAACGUCUGAAUUUGAGUGGAAGCUAAAACUACAUUGAAAUGAUAAUGUAACUAUGCUAAUGCUAACAAAAGCACUUUAACAACAAGUCAUUAAUUCAAUUUUAUAUCACUUUAUAAUUCAUUAUGUCAUUCAAUUGAACUAGUGAGCAUUUUUUUUGUAGUUUGAGCGUUUGCUAACCCUAAAUCUAUAAUCAUUCAUCCUCAAUGUAGACCUAAAGGAAAGGAGGGUUCUAAUGCUAGCCAAAGUGCUUUAGUUACUUUCCAGUGUCAUUUACUGUUAUUGUUGUUUCAUUCCUUGUGCAUACAGGUCACUAAUUAUAUUUUAUUUAUCUUCUUGAGGUGUCAUUGUAAGUCAGUUAAUCAGUUUGAAAUUUGAAUUCAAGAGUCAGCCAUAAUGCUGAGAUAUAGUAGAAAGGAUUGGGCUAAUGCUAACCAAAGCAGUUUGCACAUAGCAACCUUCAGUUUCUGUUAUUGUUGUUGAAUAUACUUAACUCUUUUUUCAUUUGUCAUAACAUAAAUAACGUUGUUCGAGUAGUGUGACCCAAUCAUAACAAGACCCAAAUAAGUCAUAAUUACAUAUAGCCUGUUCCUGAUAGCAGAACAUUUUUAUUCAUGUCAUUUGUUGCAUGGUUUUGCAUGAUAUGCCAAAAACCACGACAGGUUAGCGUAUUGAAGAGAGAUUCAUGUGUCAAAUCCUCUGGUACAAACAGCAAUGUGUUGUUUCUGCAAUAAAAGUGGAAUUGUUCCUAUUCUAAGGUAAUUCCUUCAAUAAAA
Doryrhamphus excisus (bluestripe pipefish) is the source of this 4909-nucleotide messenger RNA. The record is from RefSeq and is a predicted model, not a curated record. NCBI's taxonomy places the organism in Eukaryota, Metazoa, Chordata, Actinopteri, Syngnathiformes, Syngnathidae.